Molecule: messenger RNA, 2207 nt
Organism: Maylandia zebra (zebra mbuna)
Lineage: Eukaryota; Metazoa; Chordata; Actinopteri; Cichliformes; Cichlidae
Gene: ppp1r11
Product: protein phosphatase 1, regulatory (inhibitor) subunit 11
Cellular component (GO): nucleus
Molecular function (GO): protein phosphatase 1 binding; protein serine/threonine phosphatase inhibitor activity
Source: RefSeq, a predicted model, not a curated record
GUUUCCGUUCCGACCCUGGCUAACGCGUUUUGUGCUUUGACUGUAGCCACCGCUGUCCCACACCUCGUAACUGUGGGUUGACAUUUUUCCAUUCAGUGCGAUUUUUGGAGUUAAAGAGCGGAAGGUUAGUCGGUUAGCUGUCGACUAACGCGGUGUCGCUCAUUGUUGACGCUCUGCUUCGUUUCUUUUGGAUCUUUAAGCUAGUUAACGGUAGCGUUAGCAAAGCAGCUGCAGGGAUGGCGGAGGUUCCAGGAACAUCCAGUGAGACCAUAACGGAGACCGUUCAGACGAGCACGCCGCCGCCGCCCCAGCAGGAGGGAAGAAGCUUGACAAUCAAGUUGAGGAAGAGGAAGACUGAGAAGAAGGUAGAGUGGUCCAGUGACACUGUCGACAACGAGCAUUUGGGAAGAAGGUCUUCAAAGUGCUGCUGCAUUUACGAGAAGCCCCGACAGUUUGGAGAAUCUUCCUCCGAGAGCGAGGGAGACGACGACGACGAAGGCUGCGGCAGCGCUCACUGUAUCCUGGGCCACGGCAGGAGAGGCCAUGGACAGACGGGGGGUGGGGGGACUACAGUACCCCCAAACUCUGGGGGGUCGCACUCACACUAACAAAAAGCAGGGCUGAUUGUGUGGUCUGAGGGCUCUUUGGCGCCACGACAAUGACACAUUAAAAACAAACAAACUGCACUCUUGUUUUAGUUUAGUUUCAUCACUGAGGUUCAGGCCUGACAACCGGGCUUCAGCCCGAGUCUGAAAGUCCCAGCUGCUGCCGCACGACGGCAGCCUCUGUGCUGCUGCUCCUCUCGGGGAAAGUCAUGGCCACGUCACGGGCUCGUGGAAAAUACUUUGCCGACCUCAAAGCGUGUUUGCUAUUGUGCCAACUUAAAUAUGAAGCAUAGACUGGCAACACGUUCAAAUUGUGAUUCUAACUGAAAUCAAAUGACAGUUUCAGCGUUUUUCCAAUCAGCUCCACUCGGUGUGCAUGACAUCACUGCUCAGCCUUAUCUGCCGACCUAACACACUAGGAAAAUAAGCUCUGAGCUUUGAACUUUAUUCUUUCCUUUGUUUGGUUUUAUUGAGUUGUGCUGGCAGGUUGGGCUCCUUUAUGGUCAUCAUCUAGGUGAUGCGCAUCAACCCCAUGAUGUGGAGGUUUGAAAGGAUUAUUUAGAAAAGAAAAAUAAAACUUGUAAAAUCGAUUUUCCUUUUUCCAGAAAAGUUAUGUCUGCAGAUUCCACAGUGCACCCAGAAGAGCUUCACAGCUCUAUAACAGUCGCAUUACUUCCUGUUACUUCGUAGAACUUUAAAUCAUUCCAAAAGUAGUCAUUAGUAGCAAUGUGAUUGGUUCUGAAUACAUCAGAGGAGUGCUGACUCUCCCCAGCAGCAUGUGGGACUUUCUGACUGCAAGGCAUCAGUUUGGAAAAGGUGACAGCAGAAAGAGGCCAUUAAAUGCUGUCUGCUCGCAGAGUUAAAUGUAUAUAAUACAGCAUAUUGUUUUUUUAAAAUGUAGUUUUCUAAUUUAUUUGCUGCUCUUAAUUCUGAACUCGUCCAUAUUUGACAUGUACCUGAGCCCAGCGGGUUAAAUACUGGACAUUUAGAUUAGCUUCAUAUUUGUCUUUUCUGAGCUGUUCACCAGAUUUACAGCGAAUGCUGAACAUAUGAGCCAAGGCUCUGAAUAUAGUUUGGUUCACUGAGGUGGGCUUGUGUGAGCUGCUUUUCUAUAUCUUCACUGUAUGGAGAGAAAUUUGCUUCUGUGUACAAUACGAUCCACAAGCGUAAACUAACAUUUACAAAUGUGUACAAUAAUUUGUGUGCAACUUUUCAGGGGCACCACAGACAAAUAUGAAGCGAUCUGACCACAUGAAAACCAUUUUACAAAUGCGUAUACCCAGACCUGAAUAAAUACGAUUAUUUAUGCACAGUUUAUUAAGUUCAGCUUUACAAAUCCAAUAAUUUUACUUUUCAAAAACCUUUGUGUGUACAAAUGUCUACACGUAACAUCUCUCUCACUCAUUUAAAAACAUUACAUAUGUGUGGAAUCGCCUGAUGUGCACAGAUCACCUCGCACGCCAACGUGGGGUUUUGAGACGAAUUUAGCCGUGCCAGCUUGGCACAGAUCCACAAAUAUGAGAUGCACCAAGCUCCCAGUGUAAAACUGCUUCAAGUGUAGACCUGCGUGUCUUUUUCUAAAUAAACAGAACAGCUCAUUCA